Messenger RNA from Rhodamnia argentea, 1635 nucleotides. Its product is annotated as type I inositol polyphosphate 5-phosphatase 5. Bases 7 to 1542 code for a protein of 511 amino acids. Gene Ontology annotation, molecular function: inositol-polyphosphate 5-phosphatase activity; phosphatidylinositol-3,4,5-trisphosphate 5-phosphatase activity; phosphatidylinositol-4,5-bisphosphate 5-phosphatase activity. The transcript has 8 exons. The record is from RefSeq and is a predicted model, not a curated record. Gene Ontology annotation, biological process: phosphatidylinositol dephosphorylation. Lineage: Eukaryota; Viridiplantae; Streptophyta; Magnoliopsida; Myrtales; Myrtaceae.
GAAAAUAUGUCAAAGAUACGAGCAUUCAUGGAGGCGUCGUCUCCUCCCAUGAGGAAAAGUUUCUCGGAGAGACAGACCAACACAAGAAUUGAAGGCCUCAACCUUUCCAGCUUUGAAGUCUCCAUGGCACCAGAAACCGAAGCUAGAGAACUCCGAAUAUUUGUGGGGACGUGGAAUGUGGGAGGGAGGACACCCAACAACACUCUCAACUUGGAAGAUUUUCUGCAGGUGGAAGGAUCUUCGGACCUGUAUGUCUUAGGGUUUCAGGAAAUCGUUCCCCUGAGCGCCGGUAAUGUGCUAGUGGUCGAGGACAACGAACCCGCAGCGAAGUGGCUUGUCCUUAUAAACCAAGCCCUCAACCGACCGUACCACAACUCCGACUCAUCCGGCCAUGGCCCAAAACGAUCAAACAAUUCCUCCAGGGACUCGGCGAUGAGAACCACCCCGAACGCCGUCAACUUCCUCCAGAAGCCGUCCCUGAAAGUCCUGCGCAAGAGCUUGAAGGCGAACAAGGCUCUCCUCAAAUCCUGCAACUGCAGCAUAGAGUUGUCGCCGAUAGUCAGAGAAAGGCGGAGGCAGAGCAAGCUCAGCGACACCAUGGACCGGCCGGAGUUCAUGUCAUUCCAGUACCGACGCGAGAGCUGCACCGACGACCUCUUCCAGGGCGCGGAACUCGAUCCACAUUACUCUCCUUCGUCCCCGGUGCAGAGCGUGUACGAUAUGAAGUACAAGCUCGUGACGUGCAAGCAGAUGGUUGGGAUCUUCCUGACCGUGUGGGCUCGAAGCGAGCUGGUGCAACACGUCGGCCACCUCCGGGUGUCGUCCGUGGGAAGAGGGAUCAUGGGUUGCUUCGGAAACAAGGGAUGCAUAUCCAUAAGCCUCUCGUUGCACCAAACCAGUUUCUGCUUCGUGUGCAGCCAUUUGGCCUCCGGCGAGAAGGAAGGAGACGAGCUCAGGCGAAAUGCUGACGUCUGCGAGAUCCUGAAGAGCACCCAGUUCCCCAAAAUCUGCAAGAAACCCGAUCGGAGAGACCCCGAGAGGAUACGGGACCACGACCGGGUGAUCUGGAUGGGAGAUUUGAACUACCGAGUUUCGUUGAGUUACGAGGAGACGAGGUCUUUGUUGGAGGGUAAUGACUGGAACACCCUCCUCGAAAAGGAUCAGUUGAACAUCGAGAGAGAAGCUGGGAGAGUCUUCAAUGGGUUCAAGGAAGGACGGAUCCUCUUCGCCCCGACCUACAAGUACUCACACAAUUCGGAUUCCUACGCCGGGGAAACCGUCAAGUCCAAGAAGAAACGCCGCACUCCCGCGUGGUGCGAUAGGAUACUAUGGAGCGGAAACGGGAUAGAGCAGCUGUCUUACAUUCGGGGGGAGUCCGCGUUCUCCGAUCACCGGCCUGUAUGCUCGGUGUUCGCGGUGGUGGUGGAAGUGGCGAGGAGCAGACCGAUAGCACGGUUCAGGAAGGGGAUUUCGUGUGCUGGCUCUAGAGUAGUAGAUUAUGGUGAGUGCAUACCCCAAAGGCAUAGCUUGAAUGAAUUCUGAAGACUAACUGACAAUCAAAUGCUUGCGUUUCAAAUCUCUCUCUCUCUCAGACUUGCAUGAAUUUGUUCUUUUUUACUGGUGAUACACAUGAAA